Molecule: messenger RNA, 2666 nt
Organism: Trichomycterus rosablanca
Lineage: Eukaryota; Metazoa; Chordata; Actinopteri; Siluriformes; Trichomycteridae
Exons: 3
Coding region: 151-1134 (327 amino acids)
Cellular component (GO): nucleus
Molecular function (GO): mRNA binding
Source: RefSeq, a predicted model, not a curated record
UCCCGGAGCUGAUUUUGCUAACAGUGGCUUUAGCCUUUCUCCCGGCGAACACAAACCGACCGCGGUUGUAUUUUCACUAGACUGCUUCCAUUUACCAAGGAUCAAUAAAGGACUGCUUCCAACAAAUCAGUCAUCUUAACCAACAUCAAAAUGGUUAAGAUAUUUGUUGGUAAUGUAGCCUCAGCAAGCACUGAAGAUGAGCUGCGUGCCUUGUUUGAGCAGCACGGGGCUGUGUCAGACUGUGACAUUCUGAAGAACUAUGGCUUUGUGCACAUGGAUAACGAGGAUGAGGCCCAGAAUGCUGUCGCUGCCUUGCACAAGCAUAUGGUCAAUGGCUCACGGAUUACUGUUGAGUUUGCCACCACCAAGGUGCGCAAUGCCACCAAGAUUUACGUGGGUAAAAUACCAGAGGGUGUUACAGUUUCCAAAAUCAGAGAGCUCUUUCAGCCAUUUGGCAAGGUGGUGGAGUGCGAUAUUGUGAAGAAUUAUGCGUUUGUUCAUAUGCAGAGGGAAAACGAGGCAUUGGAGGCCAUCAGGCAGCUUAAAAAUGUGAAACUGGAGGGUCAAAAGAUUGUUGUAUCCCUCUCUUGCAAUAACCAACCCCGAGGUAGCAGAGAAGACUAUUAUGCCCCUCCACCGCAUCACUAUCCGCCUUACCCUCCUCCGCGUCCUCUGGCCAGUGAUUUUUAUUCGCCUCGAGGUCGUCUUCCACCACCUCCUCUCCCUCCGCCACCUCCUCGCUCUUACUACGAACAUGACGCAUACGAGAGGAGCGUUCGCCAUGACCCGUACGCCGCUGCCUCAGCAAAUUAUUACGAAAGGGACCCCUACGAGCGUCGCCCUGUGCCGCAUUCGCCGUCCGUUUCGUCUCGAUACUACCGUGACCGUAGCCCUCUCGACAGCCACCGCUCUCUCCUGCCACCGCCACCUCCCCCACCUCCACCGCCUGCUAGCUACAUGCGCUAUGCCCGUGGGCCCGUACAUGCUGCACCUCCUCCUCCUCCUCCACCUCCUCCCCCUCCUCCAUCCUCUGCUGCUGCUGCAGCAGCCUUUCGGCGUUACCCACCUGGCUCAGGCUAUGAAAAAGAUAACUAUGAGGAGAAGUACAGCAAUGGCUACAGUGCUAGCUACUAAGCCUGUGUUAUCUAGAGAUACUGUACAUCCCUAUUUUGUAGAAGGCAAGCUUUUCAAAAGCAAAAAAAUCUGCAGGGUGUUAAAAACAUUUUCUCUGAUGUUAGUAGCUAAUUCUCACAACAGGUAUAAAGGUGUUGUAGAGAACAUCAAAUACUUAUCAGUUCGAUUUAGACAUUUUUUAGUAUAUUAUAGACACUUACAUUUUUUAAAGACUCGCUACUUUUUGUGUUAACUUGCAAACAAUGGAAUGUGUGAACAAUUUAGUCGACCUGUUUAUGAUUUUGUUCCUAAUGGUGAUUAGUCACAUUUGUCCUUAAGCAUGACACGUGACUUGCAUGAAUAAAAUGUUUAAGCUUAGAUCUAAAUAGAUAAAUAGAAUUUUCUGCUUGUACUUCUUAGAUGUGUUUUUUGGGUCAGUUAUUUAGUAUUAUUUGUCAAGCAUUGAGCAGCCCAGAGAUAAACGUAUCUAUAAAAUCUAAAGCUAGUUUGUGUGGCAGGAGGAAAAGGAAGGAAGUCGGCAAAUAUGGGCCGCGGGCGGAGCCGGGGACACACUCCAACUGAUCGACAAACCGCAUCCAAACGCCAACCGAGCAUGACAAUCGCUCACUACGCAACAUUUGGAAACAACGUCGCCUUUUAAGAAAAACGGCAUGAACUUAAGGAAUCUCAGGAAAAAAGAGUUACCUUUCGUUAAACAAAGCAAACAACAUGAGCUUGCUGCUCUGACUUUCUGCAUAAAAUAAUGAUCCGCUCAAUAAUCAUAUCCGCAGACCUGUAGCCUUUCUUUAUUUUUAAGAUCUCUUAACAUCUCGAUAUACUGGACAUGCUUGUGACUGAUCUAAUAAUUACACAACAGAAAUCCUGUUCCCUAUUCCAUGUGUGGUGAUAUGUCCCUGCGUUCCGAUUGUAAACCAUCCUGCUGAGUGUGUAUCUCUUAAAAAGCUACAUGUCGAAUGUUCAUAUGAACGAUUUUAUUCUUUUUGUUCUACUUGAGCUCGUUAAUGGUUGUUUAAACAUAAGUCGUUUUUUUGUGCUUCUUUUGGUUCAUUAAAAAUACAUCUACUUAAUUGCUAGCUGCCGCUGUCCCAAUUUAGUCGCUUAAAUAAAACGUCAACUGGUCUGACUCCUUCCGUAACUUUUCCUGAGUGCCGCUAUUUGCCUUUUCCGCAACCUCUUACAAUCGUUUUUUAUGAAAAAAGACCAGGCUGUGAAAAGAGUACUGAUUGAUACUCUACCACACAGUCCAAACAAAGCUACGUAAAUGAAAGUCUCUCAACCUUUAGAUAGUUAAUUUAUUGUACUUUACCUUUUGUCAGUGGUGAUCAAAUAUACAUAUGUGCAUAAUGCUUGUAGGUAAGCUAACUAUUGCCUUACACACAAUGCAGGUGAGUUUAAUACCCAGGUAAUCAUCAUGAUGGAGGCAGGCGUGUUCUUGGAGUAAUCUUAAUAAGGCAUUGUGUUUUUUACAUUCUAGUGAAAGUCCCUGGUGAAACUUUUAAAACAUUGAAAAUAAACACUGGGUUUAAAAAAAA